AUGCGUCUGUCAUUAAAUCGAUUGGGUAUGGUUUGGGGUAGAAUUGGUCAACAACGUGGCAAAGUUGAAUAUACCCUUUCACCAUAUGAACAAAAUCCAUAUGCUGGUCUACUUGGUGAUGUUUCAUAUCGAUAUUAUUCACGACUUUUCAAAACUCUUUUGACGUUCUGGGUACCAAAUAUUUUGCUUGGCUAUUCAAUCUAUUCUUGGGCCAAUUGGGAACACGAUCGAUGCGCACGAAAAUUACCCAGUCAAUUUGCCGAUGAAAAGCCCCCUGAAGAAGAAGCUGGCAAUGAACAGAAAUAG
Molecule: messenger RNA, 306 nt
Organism: Adineta ricciae
Lineage: Eukaryota; Metazoa; Rotifera; Eurotatoria; Adinetida; Adinetidae
Source: the annotation of a GenBank genome assembly